Molecule: messenger RNA, 4683 nt
Organism: Phlebotomus papatasi
Lineage: Eukaryota; Metazoa; Arthropoda; Insecta; Diptera; Psychodidae
Gene: gpp
Product: histone-lysine N-methyltransferase, H3 lysine-79 specific
Exons: 5
Coding region: 172-4548 (1458 amino acids)
Biological process (GO): DNA repair; DNA damage checkpoint signaling; regulation of transcription regulatory region DNA binding
Cellular component (GO): nucleus
Molecular function (GO): histone H3K79 methyltransferase activity
Source: RefSeq, a predicted model, not a curated record
UGCCUGGGGGUCGCUCGAGUGAGAAAAAAAAAUAGAUGGCUGUCAAAAUAUUUUCUUGAUAAGCAUUUUUCGCCCGUAGACAAGCUAAAAAGUGUAUAAAAUGUUGUGAUUAAGUGAAAAAAAAUUGUAUUUAUUUGUACAUCAAUCAUCAAAGCACAUAUAUACAUAGGAAUGCAGGACAUAAAGUUGAAAGGUGCAAUAGGUGGGCAUGAAUCGCGAAAAAUGCUGUCAGGGGGUGAAAAGAGCCUUUUACUGCAAUCUCCAGCUGGUGGGGAGCCACUAGUGUACACGUGGCCCCUGCAAAUUGGCUCAGGAUCGGACAAACAUGACUGUGGCAUUGACAUUAUUGAGACCAUUCGGUGGGUCUUUGAGGAUAUGGCCCAGUCCAAGGUGGCUCAUGAGCAGCUCAAUUUCACAGAUGUCAAAACUACUUGCUAUGACUCUAUGACUAAGCUCUGUGACACUUACAAUGAGCUAAUUGGACGAAUAAUAGCUGGAGAAAGGGAUUCUGGGACAUUUGAACAGCGUCUCAAUAAGACAGCCACAAAGGGACUGCUUAAGCACAUCUUGCAGCAGGUGUACAAUGGCUCAGUGGAUGAUCCGGACAAACUCAAUCAGUACGAACCUUUCUCGCCGGAAGUUUACGGUGAGACCUCGUACGAUCUGGUUUGUCAGAUGAUUGACCAAAUUGACAUCUCGCCGGAGGAUGUGUUUAUCGAUCUGGGAUCGGGUGUUGGUCAAGUGGUGCUUCAGAUGGCCGCUGCUACCCAUACAAAAAUCUGCCUUGGCAUCGAGCGUGCGGAAUUCCCAUCCAGGUACGCCGAGAGCAUGGAUUACAACUUUAAGCUGUGGAUGAAGUGGUUUGGGAAGCGCUAUGGGGACUAUCGUCUGAUCAAGGGUGACUUCCUGGCUGAUGAACACCGGGAAAUGAUCAAUUCGGCCACAGUGGUCUUUGUCAAUAAUUUUGCUUUUGGUCCACAUGUGGAUCAUCAGUUGAAGGAGAGAUUUGCCGAUCUCAAGGAUGGUGCCCGAAUUGUUUCCUCCAAGAGUUUCUGUCCAAUCAAUUUUCGCAUAACUGAUCGCAAUUUGUCGGACAUUGGGACAAUAAUGCAUGUGACGGAAAUGUCCCCAUUGAGGGGAAGUGUUUCGUGGACGGGAAAACCAGUGUCGUACUAUUUGCAUGUGAUUGACAGGACAAAGUUGGAGAAAUACUUUCAGCGACUGAAGAAUCAGAAGGCAACUGAUGGGGAGUAUGGAUUUACAACGGCUGCCAAUACUCGGACAAGUACCAGGGAAAAGGGAAAGAGGAAUACUGCUGCCAAGGUUAUGUAUGAUUCCUCCUCGGAUACUGAUGCUGAAGUCACAGGACCCACCACCAGGAGAGCCUGGAGUGAUUGGUGCAGUUCCAAGGAUAAGAGCAGUCAGUCGGAGGAUGAUAGUUACAAUUCGAGCUCACGUGGAGCCCCACAGAAGAAGUCCCAGGGUCAACAAGGCAAGAAGAACAAGAAAAUUGUCCGGAAGAAGAAUACGAAUCUGGAGACACAGAAGAAGCGUGGGCGUCUUCGGAAGGGGAAACAGAGAAAGAGCCUGAAAAUUGUGGGAUUGGAUUUGCUGCACAGCAAAACUCUGCUCAGCACGUCGGUGGAAGCUCUGGGGAAGAAACUUCCCCCAGCUCCUGGAUGCAUCGAUCAGCAAUUGACAUCGCUCACGGGAAAUAUGGAACACACUGAACUGGAGAUUCCAACGGCUCCCGGAGAGACCCCGUAUGCCCUGCAGAUUUUGCUGGAUAUGUUCCGGAAUCAGUAUAUGCAGGCACUGGAGCAGAUGAAGACACCCAGCUACAAGGAAAAUCUCCAGUUGCAGAUUGAGCGUGAGAAGGAGAGGAAUAGGAAAUUGCUGAAUAGAGCUAAUCAAUUGGAGAAGCAAAUCCGGGUGUUGAUUGAUGACAGUGUGGCUCUGCUGAAGGCAAGAAUGAAGGAAUUGGGUAUCAGUACUUCCAGUCAGAAUGAUUUGCUGUCGAAGGCCAAAGAGAUUGUGGGAAGGCACAAAGAGCUCCAGGCCACAGCUACUCGCCUUCAGAAUCAGGUGAGUAGCAUUGAGAUGGAGCAAAAGAUGCUGGUGAUGAAUAGAGUGAGGAAAUUAGCAGAGAAUUUCUACAAGACAGAUCAGAUUAAGGAGAGUGAUCUCACGAGAAAUCUCUCCUAUGAUCUUGUCCUCAAAGAAAUUGAUAAUACCUUUGCGCAGCGAAAGAGAAUCUACAGUCAGAUGUCAGCAAUGGAAGGGGAAAUUCGACGUUUGGAGAAGAGUGUGAGGCAAACCAAGGAGAUUAUCAGUCAAAAUCCACAAAUUUAUGUGCCAAAUCCCGAUACUCAAGCCACUGGCAAACAAAAUCGUUCCCGAUCGAAUCGUAUGCGAAUGCAUGAGUGGCCAGAUGUGCCAGAUGUUGGGAAGAUUGACGAAAAGAAUCCCGAAUUACUGGCACAGAAGAUUCUGGCAACGGGUAGGAAGAUUGAGGCGGGAAAACUUGCCGGAAGUUCAACGGCGAAAGCCUCAAAACCCAAAGAACCCAAAAAAUCCAAACAUGGGAAUCUCGAUAGUGAACUGAUGCCAGCUCCUGUGUUCACAAAACAGCCACAACAGAUGAAUCUCAGCAAUCCACCAACGACGCCGAAUAAACCACAAGUACCCACCUCAACGGCCAUUCCCACGCUCAAGAUUCACGAUACACCGAAGGUGGUUAAUUUUGAGGAUCGCCUCAAGAGUAUCAUAACUUCGGUGUUGAAUGAGGAUCAAGAGCAGAGGCGAUCGCAGAUGGCACAACAGCAACGAGAGCCCAAAAUGACUCAGCCAUCAUCAUCAAGUGUCAUCCUUCAGGCGCAGGAGCCGGAAAUCCCACCGCAACCAUCAACGUCAACUCACGAAAUUGUCCCAGUGGCUGACUUGAUACAAGAAUCUGGGAAAUUUACUGCCAUUCAAGGGAUGCAAAUGAAGAAAACCGCCGCAGAGUCCUUCUCAACGGCCUAUCAGGUUUAUCUUAGUCAGCAGCAGAUGCAACAACAAGUACAACAUGAGGCUGCAAUGGAAGCUGCAGGACGCUAUGAUGAGCGCAUGACACCUGAAGCUGUGGCUCAGAUGGAUCCCUCAAAGAUGCGCAGUAGCACCUUCUCACCGGGAAUGCGGCUACCUCCACAAUCGCAUCGUGGUGUAGUUUAUUCGGCAAUGCAACCGGAUUACACUCAAGUGUCACCGGCAAAAAUUGCCCUAAGGCGGCACCUGAAUCAGGAACGCACAGCCCAACAAUCGCCAGUUAACCUCCACAGAGGUAGCAAGACAAUUGGGGAUUUGGUAAAUGGGGAAAUUGAGAGGACACUGGAGAUUUCCAAUCAGUGCAUCAUAAAUGCUGCUGUAAAUAUGAGUGGGAUCUCGGAGCAGGAGAUGCUUGCCAAGGAGCACAAUGUGGCGACAACGAAGAAGGAUUAUGGCUUUGCUGGUGUUCCCGGAAGUCAUCGGGGGGUGGAGAGGAAGCUUACUUACACUGCCGAGCCAUCGUCGAAUGCUCAGACUUCCGAUCAUGCUGCUCCUCAUCCACCUCUCGAAGGACUGGCUGCGUCUCUUCAGGCCCGUGUAAUUGCUUCGCUGCAGAUCAAGCAGGAGACUGAUCAUUCGCAUCCGCAGCAAAUUCAACCAAGGGAUCUUCAUGAGGUGCAUCCCAUGGAUCUACAGCCGAUGCAGAUUAAGCAGGAGGAUGUAAAGCAGGACUCUCAGUUGAUAUACUAUCAGGGAGCUACCAGGAGUAUUGUUGAUGCAGCUCCACCGUACAUCAACUGCGACAGACAGUCUGCCUCCUUAGAUUCCACAAUUAGUCCGGACACUAAUUACGGUGUCAUGGAUGACAAGCAGAAGGGACGCAGACAGGAUGAUGAAUUCCUGGAUGAUGAGAGCCACUGGCAAGACAGAGUUCGCUGUGGAUUUGACAAAUUGGUGGCUUUUGCAUCAAUUGAGUUGGACAAAACUCGUCGAUCCAUAGAAGAAGCUUCGCUGCCUUCCAGCAAAGAUGGAUCUCCUCACUAUGGGGAUAGUAAGAGCUGUCAUCAAGCACCGCAAAUGGCACCAGUAAAAGCCUCAUCGACAUCUUCAUUGUCAGUAACGACUACAGAAUCUGUGGCUACGACCUGUGACAUUUCUCCUGGGUUUGCGGAAGAGAUGCUUCCACAUACUCCCAGUCCCAGCCUCACGCCGCCACCGCAAAGUGGCUCAGCGGCCAGGGUGCCAAUGAGUAGUCAGCAACAGCAGCAACUGAACAUUCCUCUGAAGUAUCAGAGGCAGUCGCGCACAGAAAAGCACUACAAGAAGAAGUUCAGGGAGAGGAAGUGGGAAUAUGGGAUUGAGGGGGAAGCAGGGGGAUUUGCGGGUGCUGAUGAUGGAUCUUCUGGACCUUCCUCCAAGCUGCACAAAUCUUCAAAAUUUCGACCGAAGGGGAAGGAUUGGCACUGGGUGGGAGAAGCUGGAAUUUCUGGAGGAUACCCCGGAAAUCCGCCGGAUAACUGAAGGCGGUCGCGCAAAGUGAGUAAUUUAAAUUAAGCCAAUAGUGUUAAAAGUUUAAUCUUCAUCUCCUUCAUGCAUUAUAUUCACUACUUAUGUAACACUGCCGAUGUUAGUAAAAUAAAAAGUCCGUCAAUAACA